Molecule: messenger RNA, 3986 nt
Organism: Meriones unguiculatus (Mongolian gerbil)
Lineage: Eukaryota; Metazoa; Chordata; Mammalia; Rodentia; Muridae
Gene: Ppil6
Product: peptidylprolyl isomerase like 6
Exons: 8
Coding region: 104-1039 (311 amino acids)
Biological process (GO): protein peptidyl-prolyl isomerization
Molecular function (GO): peptidyl-prolyl cis-trans isomerase activity
Source: RefSeq, a predicted model, not a curated record
ACUCCGCUCAGGCCCCGCCCCUUGCGGGCGUUUGGGGGCGGAGCCACGCGGUCGUCAUGGCGACCUGCAGUGUUUGCGCUCCGCGCUGUCGGCUAACGCUGCCAUGGCCACCCGGCAGCCGUGCCGGCGGAAGCCCUCGCCUUGCCGCAUACGGCAGCCGCCGGAGCCGCCGCUUAAGUUGAAGGUGGUGGGGCUCUUCAAAAGCUCCAGCUUUCAGGUGUCGAAGACCAUCGCUGAGACUCUGAAAAACAAUUACCCUACCAGAUUUGAAGACCCCGUGAUAGUUCCUCUUCAAGAAUUUGCUUGGGAUGAGUAUCUCCUGGAGAAAAAGAGGGAGCUGAAGGGUGAAACCUGGGUGUAUUCCUCUUACGUGAUAUGCUUCGUUAACGACCAACUCCUGGGGAACGCGUCUGACCUGAAGAAGUGGGCUCAGAAGGUGUGGGAUGUGGUUGACAUUCGGCCCUCUGCGCUGUAUCAGGCGCUUACUCUGGAUUACGCCACCAAGUUCUUACAAGACACCAAGCAUGAUUUUGUGUACUUGGACGUCUGUAUUGAUCUUGCUCUAAUUGGAAGAAUGAUUUUUGAGCUGUUUUGUGAUACGUGUCCCAAAACAUGUAAAAAUUUUCAGGUCUUAUGCACAGGAACGGCAGGGUUUUCUGAAAGGGGCGUAAAGCUUCAUUACAAAGAUUCCAUUUUUCAUCGAGUUGUCCAGAAUGGUUGGAUACAAGGAGGAGAUAUAGUAGAAGGAAGAGGAGAUGACGGAGAGUCUAUUUACGGACCAACAUUUGAAGAUGAAAACUUUGCAGUUCCUCAUAAUAAAAGGGGAGUUCUUGGAAUGGUCAAUAAAGGUCGUCAUACCAAUGCGUCACAAUUCUACAUCACGCUGCAAGCAACUCCCUAUAUGGAUAAAAAAUUUGUGGCAUUUGGGCAACUAAUUGAAGGAACCGACGUUCUUAAACAACUAGAAUUAGUCCCAACAGAGAACGAAAGACCAAUGCUUCUUUGCAGUAUUAGAGACAGUGGAACUCUUUAUGCCUAAUUUUCAUAGCAAUCACAUCUGGGAUGGUUUAUUGCUGUGCAUUUAAGAAGCUUCAAUAUUUAAUUAAAUGGUGCUGGAUAACAUUUGAUUUGAAGGCUGUGACAGGGGCAUUAGGUUGGUUCAUCUAACAAUUAAUCAUUACCCGUUUCCUCUCCUGCCUCCACCAUAGAGACUACAACAAAUGAACAAACACACAAACAAACAAACAAACAAAACCCUCAAUUUCUCAGGCUCCUUUACCACUGGAAAGGCCAUCUGAGAGCACUCUGGCUAGUGGGUGAGUGGAGUGCCAUGGUCUUGCCCCCACCCCUACAUCAUGUCUUGAAUACAGAUAGGCCGGAAGCCAAGAAAAGUGCUGGGCUGUCAGUCCCAGCCUCGCCACCUCCUGCUUCUGGACUGUGUACUGCACAAGGCAAAGAGACCUCUCUGCUCUAUUCCUGGUGCUUGUUAUUUGUGGCCCCGAACAUUAUUAACCUAGCAAUAUACCUACUAAUUUUUGAGUCAGAGCAUCUGUAAAUGAAUUGUUUGUAACUACAUUCCUAUCAUGAUAAACUUGUUAAAUCACUGAUGUAAUAGAAAAAAAACCAAUUUCAUGCGAAGUUACAUUGCUUAUAUAUAACAUACAGCAAGAAUACAUGUGUUUGGAUGUUGGAAAGAUAAUCCAUGUCUCUGAGACAAAUGAAAAUUGAGCAUGGAUUGAUCCUGUGGUGGCUGAUCCCAGUGGCUUUUCCUGAGCUCUGUUUUAUCUGCUGCUCCGUCUGAAGGUCCCUAAGGCUACAUCAUUUGUAGGGAAGGCAUUUUAAAUACAGACCAGCAGGCUCUGUCACACCUCCUGAGUCACAGUCUCUAGAAGAGAGAAGCUCAAGAUGGAGACAGGGAUCUGUAUUUCUUUAGUUCUUCUUUACUUGGACAGCUGAGCACCAGUCAUCUGAGAAUCACAAGACCACAGAGUGGCUGAUUUCAGCACCCCUAGUGCUGUCCCCAUAGCUCCUGACCCUUAUUGGGGACUGCCCAAUUCCUACUGCCACCUCUACCCUUUCGCCUCUGUCCCACCUUUCUGAUUUUUCUAACCCUGCUCUAAAGGAGGCUUGUCUUCCAAGGAUGACCCCCCCCCAAAAAAAAACCAGUUCUGAAAGAGGGGCCAUUCAUUGAUUUGGGGCUUGCCAAAAGUAGGCAUAUAUUUAUUUUGAGGUGACUACAAAUUCGCAGGAAGUUGCAAAAAUAGGACAGAGCAGUCUUGUGUCCACUUCACCCAGUGUCCCCGGUGCCUCCACCCUCUGUAACUAUGGUGCCAUAUCAAAACAGGCAGCUCACAAUGCUGCAAGUGUGCGGUGCCAUUUUAUCAUCACGUGAAGCUUUGCGUCACGAGUAAGGAAGAUCCACGACCCCACGAGACCAACCUCAGCCUACCCCUUACUCGUAUCCGCCCUUUUCUAUUGCUGCAUUAUAGCCCACCAGCACGUAGCCCUAACGUGGAUGAGGAGAAUGCACAUUACACAUUCCAAGCUGUGAACAUGUCCUCUGGAGCCAGGCUGCCUGGGUUGGAAACCCACCUCUGUCCUUCUUUGCUGGCAUCAGUUUAGACAAGAACUUUUCUGGGCCCUUGUUUCCUCAUGUGAAAAAGAGGUGGUGGUGUCCUGAGUGUGGCUGUCCAAGGUCAGUAACUAGUAAUUUAUGUAAAGAACCUAAAAAGAGGCGUGGUAUGCUGUAAGUGCUCAAUGGAUGGGUGCUCAGUUUGAUCUUCAAUAAAUUAUGUGUACCCUGUAGGAGCUGGCCUCUGAAUGUGUACUCCGUAAAUGCUCUCCAAGACUCAACAGCCACUGCAGAGAGUCCUUUUUCUUGACAGAGCACAGGGAGAGCGGAGAACACAAACUUCUCUUUAUUUACUUGGAAAUCCCAAAACAGAACCUCACCGUGUAGCCUAGUCUGGCCUUGAACUCACAAUCAAUCAUCCUGCCUCCACCUUCCAAGAACUAGGUUGUAGGUAUCACUGCCGGAUCUGAUUCACCGAACCCUGGCUUUUCUGUGAAUCCUCCAGACUUCCUCUCUGAGACCUGAGCCAUUCCCAGGUCACACUGGUGUUAUCACAGAAGACGGGUCGGUACAUCAGUAAGACAAAUCAAAUAGAAGCCCCUGUGCUUUUCCCAGGGUCCUGGUUAAAGCACAUGACCAGAACUGGUGAUGUAACAGAGAGCAGGUUUUACUAGUGGAAAACUAUCCAUGGCAUUAGACACUUUGUCUGAGAUUGUGAAAGAACUGGGAUAUUCGCUCGUUAAAAGAGACUUAUCUAGGAGUGGGUGGAGCGGCUCACACCUGUAAUUCCCUCACCAGGAAAGUGGAGGCAGAAGAUCAGUCUACAUAGGGUGUAUAGUUUUCAAGUCCAGCCUGGGUUACUCAGCAAGUUCAGACUAGCCUGGGAUACAUGAAAUCAUGUCAAAAAAAAAAUUGUAUUUCCUUUAACAUCAAUAUAAAGGUAUAAUUCUACCAAUCUUCAGAAAUGCCAAGUCAUUAUCACUUUAUUCACUUGUGCUCUACUUCUGGGCAUCAGAAACUUUAAUUUCAAAUCUCGCUGUGUGGUGGUUCUUAGGACCACCAUUUAAAAGUAUACACAUUGAUACCUCUACUCCGGAGGUAGAGGCCAGUUCAAGAUCAUCCUUUAUACAUAGUAGUUUGAGACCACACUAGACUACCUGAGACCCUGUCUCAAAAUAAAAUAAAAUUUAAAAAUCAAGUAUAAAUGGAAAAAUGGCAUUGGCCCCACUAUAAACAGUUACUGAUUGCUUGGUAAUGAAUAAACGACCCAGCAAUACCAAGAUCCCAGGUUCUUGACUUUUACAUCUUAGGAGUAUUUUAAGUUAAACACGCUUGUUUUACAGUCAUCUUCCCUACAGUAAUGAUAAUGGUCAAAUUAUUUGACCUUUGCUGACCUCAUCUGUACCGACAAUAG